This is a messenger RNA of Tetrahymena thermophila SB210, 828 nucleotides long. Its product is annotated as DNA polymerase delta C4-type zinc-finger protein. The transcript is spliced from 7 exons. The record is from RefSeq and is a predicted model, not a curated record. Gene Ontology annotation, molecular function: calmodulin binding. Lineage: Eukaryota; Ciliophora; Oligohymenophorea; Hymenostomatida; Tetrahymenidae.
AUGUAUUAGGAAGAAGAAAGUAUAUAUAAUAUAAUCCCAAAAGAGGUUUAUAUCCCUCCAAAAUAAGGAAAAUAUAAAUCUAGGUACCCUCCUGACAUCGUUCCCACAGGAUCUACUCUUGCACUUAGAAAUAGUUAAAAACCAAAUGUUAGAAAUUGUGGGGGUCAUUUUGAAGAAAUAAUUGAAGAUCACCCAAUCUCAUGCAAAUAUUCUACUUUAGGAAAACCAAAAGGUUCUUAUAAAUAGUCUCCUGAUAGAUAUCUUAAAAAAGGAGAAGGCUCUCAAUCCAUCUUUCACUUACCAAAAAUAUAAAAUAAUUCUUCUAUAAGACAAUCUCAUAGCUAAGAAAAAAUUAAACCUCCUGUACCCAAACUAAGCGAAUCGCCAUUAUUAUUGAAGGGAACUAAAAAGAAUUUCAUACUUGAUAAUAUAGUUAGCAAUAUUUUAUCUGUACCUGCAGUAUCUCAAUCCUAACCAGAUUGGUUAAAAAAGAAAGAAUACGGAUAAACUCCUAGAUAUCUUCAAAGAAUAAAAGAAAGAACACUAUAAGAAAGCAUUAUAAUGAAAGAUAUUGUAAGAGCUUAGGAAUAGGAAGAAUAAAAGAAACUAUAUGAGCUUUCAUAAUAAGAACUGCAAAAUUUAAGAGAUGGACUAAAGAGUAAAUGGGAGUAAGUUUAUAGAGAAUAUCAGCAGCUUACUCAUAUCACAAAAAUAGAUACUAUCCAUAAAUUAAGAAAGAAAGAGAAGUGUGAGGAAUAGCUGAAACAACUAGAAGCAGACAUGUUAAAACUAAAAAAGAAUCACAUCUUUGUUGACGCAGCAAAAUGA